CUUAGACGUCGUCAGACCUGUCGUCCGAUGAUAGAUCUCAUGCCGGAAGCAGCCCGCUUUCAGCAGCGGGCAGAUCUUGUUCAUCCCUCAUCGCCGCGCCGCAUUGCAUCGCUGCUGCUGGCGACAGGUGAGGACAGACAGACGGCCACGGAAUCGCAGCAUGAGCAGAUUCAUCUCAUUGCAGCUGCGUGCGUGUGUGUUGCGUAUUUGAUCACCUGCAGUCGCAUGUGGCCUCGUCGCCGCGUCAGCGUCGGACCAUCGCCGCCCUGCCUUUGCGGUCCCCUCCCUCCCCCUCCAAAAUGCACGCUCCGCCCGUCCCCGCCUCACCGCGAUGUCAUCUUCCCCCAAGCAGCACACGGCCACAUCGGGCCAGCAGCAGCAGCAGCAGCAAGAUGCAUCGCUUUCCUUCAAGACCUCCUCCUCCUCAGCUGAGCCGAGUGACUUCCCCCUCCCCCGCGACCGCAUGUUGGUGGACCCCGACGAGCAGUUCAACGCGAGGCUGGCGCCCCCGCCCUCUCGCGGCGGAGUGGGCAAGGGGAUUCUGGACCUGGACGGCUUCUUCCUCGAGAUGGUGCGGCUGUCCCGGGCGGAGGUCAAGUUCCCCGAGUGGUUCCAGGUGCCGCUCAUGCGCAAUGCCUGGUCCAACUGCUCACAGCUCACCAUACGGUCAGGCAGUGCAGUGCAGUAGGAGGGGGAGAGAGGGAGGAGGGGGAGGGGUAUGUAUCUUCGGGAUUGAUUGAUGGAUUGUGCGUGUCGUGUCGUGUGGUGUCGUGUAUCUCGUGUAUCAGGGCUGGUUUCAUCCUGUUGUUCUUCAACGAGCUACUGGCGCGGAACUGGACCUUCCUCGCAUCGUAAGUAGUUCGUUCGGGGGACUCAAAUCAAUCCUGCACACACAGGCAAUUCGUACGCCGUCCACUCAUUUCAUUCAUCCCCUGGCUUUGGUUGUCUGUGUGUGUGUGUGUUUAGGUUUUGCGGUCUGCUUGUCUUCAGCCGCCGUGUGGGGGCGCCAGACUACGCAUCGGCACUCGGAGGUAGGGGGGUCACCCCUCCAUCCCAUCACCCACAGCAGGCAGCAAAGGAAAUGUAUGAGCUAUGUCUGUGUGUGUCCGGUCAGCGAUACUGGUGAGUGCGAUCUUCCAGCCGCUGAUAAGCGACUGCGCGGGUUUCGAGAUCAUCCUGCCGGCAUCGCUCAUCGCACUGCCCUUCAUCGUCUCGUUCGAGCGAAUCAUCGAGGGCGAACUGGAACUCAGAGGUGGGUCGGUCGCAGAGGAAGGAGGGAACCACACCAUGGAGCUCUCUCUCUCUCUCUCUCUCUGCGUGUGUGUGUGUGUAUAGAGGGUCGCCCGAACGAGCCCCGCAAGAAGGACGACCCGUGGGACAUAUGGCGGUAUCUGCCCGUCACCAGAGAAUCCACCAUGACCGAACUCAGGAACUUCGUCAAGUCAGUCAGACAAGACACACAGCACACGGACACACACACCACCCAUCCACUCACCACCUCACCUGUGUGUCGUUGGCACCGCCCGGCUGCUUUGUUUUGCUUUGCAGGGCGAGCGGUAUGGACGUCAAGACGGGCGGCAAGGGCCGGACCAAGCAGAUGGUCUACAAGGACAUACUCCAGAGCUACAAUGCACAAGUCGCCGCCGCAAGGGCAGAAAACGAAAAGGUCACACACACCAGACAACGGACGGCAUCCUACCCACGAAAGCCGGCCCUCUUCCACUUCACAAGUUUGAUUGAUGUCUGCUGUGCAGGCGAUGGAGGCGGAUCGUCGCGCGAAGGUCGAGCGGCGCCAGUUUGAGCUGCAGCGACUGCGACAGGACUUCGAUGAGCCGCCUCCCGUCACCACCACCACCGACACCACCACCAUAGACACCGACACAAUACACGAGCAGGAGCAGACCACCAACGCCGUAUACGACCCUUCUUACCGGUGUGGUAUACACAGCACCGGCAGACAGCACAAGGACCACACGGUUGGCGCACACGAGUGAGUAGUGUGGCUGUGCUGUGUGCAUCAGCGAUUGGGACAAGCGGUUCGUCCAGUCGGCCCCCAAGACACAAGCAAAGAAGAGCAGCAGCAGCAGCAAGAAGGGCCCGUCCAAGGAUGCCCCCCCACCCUCCCUCCUGCAGCAAGACCAGCAGACGACCGUACUCACCCCCAACGACGCACCGGUUGUCGACCUGAGGUCGUCGACAGACAAGGGCUCGGAGGGCACACACAUGGGGUGACAGCACAGCACAGCCUCGGUCUGCUGGGUCUGGCGCGUUUGUUUAGCUCCUAGCUCUGGCCGUCAGUGUGUCGGCCGAUAGAUGGUAGGACAGUCCGUGUGUGGUGUGUCGGUCGUGUGUGGGGCGUGUCGGUCGUCUCUGUUUAGACGGCAGAACACACAGAUAGAUAGAUGCUGACGUGUGUUCGGCCUUUUAUCAGUCUUGUGCAGCACUCACUGACGGAGAGAGAGAGGGAGAGGGGUCCCCGAGGAGGGGAGGGGAGGAGGUUUGGCGAACGAAGUGCGGGGCGGCGACCCUGCGUGGGGGUGGUUGGUGGUUGCAGCUGUGUACAGUCUUCCGAGGAUCGCUGUCUGUCUGUCUGUCUGACUGUUCGUCUGUGUUUGAGUGAUCGAGGAAGGAAUGACAAAGUGCAGCGAUGGGUAGCCGCAAUCUAUUGCAGUCAGUCAGUCGGUCGGUCGGUCGGUCGGCUGGUCUUAGAGGCAGAGUAGAGAGACAGACACUUACACAUGUGCAGACAGUCGACGCGAUGGACGGACGGAUCAAUGGGCGUGCCUGAGCUCAUGACACGGUCUUCAUCGAGC
Vitrella brassicaformis is the source of this 2813-nucleotide messenger RNA. NCBI's taxonomy places the organism in Eukaryota, Vitrellaceae. The record is from the annotation of a GenBank genome assembly.